Molecule: messenger RNA, 2095 nt
Organism: Calliphora vicina (urban bluebottle blowfly)
Lineage: Eukaryota; Metazoa; Arthropoda; Insecta; Diptera; Calliphoridae
Gene: Sting
Product: sting
Exons: 4
Coding region: 157-1179 (340 amino acids)
Biological process (GO): positive regulation of macroautophagy; positive regulation of type I interferon production; autophagosome assembly
Cellular component (GO): endoplasmic reticulum membrane; autophagosome
Molecular function (GO): cyclic-di-GMP binding; 2',3'-cyclic GMP-AMP binding
Source: RefSeq, a predicted model, not a curated record
AAUGAAUAGGCCUUCAAUUUAUUCAUUCGACGCAAAAACAUCUGAAAAGUUUUACUAAAAAAAAAAUUGAAUUCGCAAGGUUUUGAUUAUUUAUCUGUGGUGUAGUUUCAUCAUUUCCUAACCAGAACAAUUGUCAGCAUAAAGCACAACAAGAGCAUGUAUGUGGUACAAAAGUCUGAAUGCGAAGUAGAUAACAUUAAAAGUAAUAAAGUAAAACCUAAUUGGAAAAGGAAAUUGCACUUAGUAAUGGAUUUUUUAGAGGAUAACUUUCAAAUAAUGGCUGUGGUGGUGACAGCCGAAAUUAUCAGACGUAUUUACCGCAUUUUCUAUGAAUAUUUGAUAUAUUCCAACUACUAUGAACCCGACAAUAAAUUACUGACAAUUAUAAAAAGAUCUUUUGGCAUGAAUUUGGCUGCAUCUAUUGGCUUUAUUGUAUUUUUAUUUGUGGCAUUUGUAUGUGUGGUUAGCCGUGGUAGCCGGCCGCCAGCCUAUUACUUUGCAUUCAUGCCGCUUUAUUGGUUAGUUAUGGGUCUAGCUAUGGGUAAUUCUCAUUUAAACUAUGCCGAUUGGAUUCGACAGCCACAUGGUUUGGAUUAUGCUGAAGGUAUGGCUUCAAAUUACUUUCACGGCUAUCUGAAAUUGGUACUGCCAACACAUGAUGGUGAUACUGGUCUCAGGGAACGUAUGACCUUAUAUGAGAAUCAACAUAAAGUUAAAUUUGCAGUAAAACGUCUGUUUAUUAUGAUACCAAAUACAAUGUUUAUAAACUCAAAAAUUGAUAGCAAAAUAUUGCAUAGAGAUGGAGUAAUGCCUUUAGAAACUAUUGUUAAGAAUCGUGCCGGUGUUGCAAGGCCUUUUAAAAAUGAUGUUUAUCGUUUUAACAUACCUAUAAAUGGCACCUACUACUAUGUUGCUAUGGAAGGAGCUACCCCAAUGUUGUCGUUUUUUGAAGCCUUAAGUUUUCAACCGUCUACGACUUGGCAAAUGAAGGAGAUGAAAAGAGAAAUUCUUUUAAAAUUCUAUAAACAUUUAAAUUAUUUAUUAAAUAAAUGGCCGGAAACACAGGGAAAAGCAGAACUGGUUCUCUACAACAGUUACAAAUCUGACGGUCGUCCCCAAGAUGUGGGUGAAGUUUUACUAAGCCACAUUACCAAUAUGUGGAAUGAAGGGGAAUCUUAAAAUGCUGUUUAAGAAAUCACUUAUAUAGCUCUCUAUAUAAAGAUGCAAUGAAAAAGGUGAUUUCAAUUUAUCUCUUUCUCGCUAUAUUAAAGAUCUGUAAAUAUUGACUUUAUGCUUCCAAAUUUUUUACUUUUUUUUAAUUUGUAAUUUUCUAAAUUAAUUUUUUAAGUAUUGAAAGUAAUGCUAAAUUAUUGAAUUCUAUUUUAAUUUAUUUUUUAAGUUUUAAAAGUGAAGUUACCUUUUUUCUUGUAUCAAGCUUUGACCAAAAAAACAGUAAAAUCUUGAUUAUAUUCAAAAUUAUAUGUCCUAACAAAAAUUAUUCAAAUGUUAAAACCUGUUUGUACAUUAUAACAUGAAUAACAAAAAUUCAGUACAAUUUUGAAAAAUUUAAAAAAUUUUGAGAAAUUUCGAAAUUUUGGUUUUUCUGAUUUUCACAUUAAAACGCAUCGUUUGAAUGGUGUUUCCUAGAAAUUGCCAUGGUAUAGUUUAAUGUACAUACAGAGCUUGAAAUUAAUUAACUCAAUUUAAGCUUAAUUCUCUAAAAUCUUAAUUCAUAAUUAAAAAUUUCAUCAAUUCACUCCAUUAUAACAAAUUUCUCAACAAAAAAUGUCUUAAGACUUUUUUUGUAAUGGUUUUAUUAAAGAAAACUAGUGAUUCAAUAAGGAAUUAAUUCUCAAAGGAAUGAAUAAGGAAUUCUCAAAAGAAUGAAUUCAAUACGUUUGAAGUACUAAGGAAUUAUGCCUAGGUAUUAAUACGUAAUGAAUUCUUUAAUGGAAUGAUUUAGAGAAAAAAUUAAUUUGAUUUUUAAAUUUAAUUAAGAAUUAAUUCUUUCGAAACUGCGUUCAUAUGUAUUUAUGUAUAUUCUUUAAAUGUACACACUUUUUGCAAUGUUUUAAUAAAUCUUUAAUUAUUUUUU